GGUUCAGUCGGUGUCAAAGGUUUUGAUAAAUCCGUAUCUAACCCUUCAAACCCUUCUCAUCCGCUAAGGGCGACGUUCCGUUCCCACAUCGCCGUUGCCCGGUCACCUGCAUUGUCCUGCGUCGAGCCGACGCACCGCCGCCUGCGGUCCUUCCCCCACAAGCUUGUCAUCCUCUCGUUUCUUUCCAGGAGGAGCAAUAGAGUGCCUCCUCUCCGUCUGCUGCUGCAGCUGCCCGAUCGGGUAUUCGUCGCUGCAUACGAAUUCCGUCUCCGGAAGGAAAAAAAAGGUAAAUAAAGAAGAUCCUAAGACAUUCAAAAGAUGCUUCAUUGUUUUUAAAAAUUUGUAUAUAGGUAAAUAAAGAAGAUCCUAAGACAUUCAAAAGAUGCCUCGAACAAGUGCAAUUGAGUGCCCUGGAUGUCCACCUCUGAGAGCCUUGACCACUGAUGCACUUGGCCUCAUAAAAGUUGUUGAAGUUCAUGGUAAUCCUGGAAUUCUAAAGGUAGUAGAAAGAUGGGGGCAGCCAGAUGCUUCUUCUGGUGUUCUUGCAGCUUCUUAUGCUGAUGACAAAAUUGAACCACUUCUUGCUGUUGCUCGCAAAAAUGGUUCGGUUGAGAUUCUAAAUUCUCUAAAUGGAGAGAGUUUAUGCAACACUCACACCAAACAAUUUGGAUUAUCAGAUACCUCUCGUCAAGAUGAUCACGUUGUCGGCUUGCAUCUCCUUAAAACCAAAGGAAUAAAUAUGUCUUCUAGGGUUGCCACACUACUUCUUUGUAUGGAAAAUGGAAAUGGUUGCUUGAAAUCUAUUCCCACUAGUGGUGUGCUGCAUGAUUCUGAUAUUGGUUCUCAAAUGUCAUUCAAUGUAUGCUCUGCCGGUAAAAUAUUAUGCAGUUCAUUGGCUAAAAGUGAGAAUUUUGCCUUGUUUGGAGGGAAGGGCGUUGAAGUGAAUACAUGGGAUCUUGGAAACUGCACCCGAAUCUGGACUGCAAAAUCUCCUCGUCCUAAUAGCCUUGGUUUAUCCCCUCCUCCUUGGUUUACUGCUGCUGCUUUUUUAAGUGAAGAAGAUCAUCGAAAGAUUGCAGCUGGCACGAACAAUCAUCAGGUUCGUCUUUAUGAUACCUCAGCGCAAAGGCGGCCUGUUAUGUCUGUUGACUAUAGGGAAACUCCAAUCAAGGCAGUCUGUCCGGACCUACAUGGCUAUAAAGUUUAUGUUGGCAAUGCUUCUGGAGACCUUGGUUCCUUUGACAUAAGAACAGGAAAGUUGCUUGGAGGUUUUACUGGCAAGUGCUCUGGAAGCAUCAGAUCUAUAAGAAAACAUCCAGAACUUUCAGUAAUAGCAUCUUGUGGUUUAGACUGCUAUUUGCGAGUCUGGGAUACAAAUACGAGACAGCUUUUAUCUACGGUCUUCCUCAAGCAACAUCUCACAAAUGUGAUAUUUGAUUCUCAUUUUGCGUAUGAAGGUCCAGGCGGUAAUCGACAUGCCCAACCAAGUGCGACACAGGUACACGAUUAUGAUAGUGCUGGUGAUAAUGAGACUGUAGAGGACGAGGUAUUGCCCAGCUCUCGAAGCAGCGAAGCAUCAAAAAUGAGCAAACGAAGCAAAACCAAGAAACUAGACAAAGAGGAAAUCCCCACCUCUGACAAUGGUCAAGUUUAUGAAACCAAGGAGACGAAUGAAAUAAAGAAAAGGAGAAGUAAGAUUGCAAGACAAGAAGAUGAAGACGAUGGAAUAGGUGAUACCGCCACACAAUCUGAGGUUGAAGAUGGUGAGAAAUCUUCAGAAAAGCAUGGCAAAAGGCUAAAGCCGAAAAAGAGGAAGGUUUCAGCAUGAAGGUGAAGUUAAUGUGGACAGCAUUUGCUGGUAAUGCCCUGCUCAAACCACCGAUGGAUGCUCCAGUUGAACACGAUCAACCUUAGUGUCGUGCAGGCAUGUUAGUUUCAUUUUUCUUUCAACUUUCGGAGUGAUUUCGCCUUUUAAGAGGUCUUAUAAAUGUUCUACCAUUGAAAAUCAAACAGAUCUGGUUAGAGGCUUACCUUUAUGGAUAUAUGGUUAUGUCCUUUACUCAAACUUCAGUUUAAGAUGUUCCAUUAUGAUUACAGUUUAUAACUAAAUUUAGUGCAUGCAUCUAAAGCUUUGAUAUGGAAAA
Messenger RNA from Zingiber officinale, 2144 nucleotides. RefSeq names its product WD repeat-containing protein DDB_G0290555-like. Gene Ontology annotation, biological process: ribosomal large subunit biogenesis. The transcript has 13 exons. Bases 383 to 1828 code for a protein of 481 amino acids. The record is from RefSeq and is a predicted model, not a curated record. Gene Ontology annotation, cellular component: preribosome, large subunit precursor; nucleolus. Gene Ontology annotation, molecular function: protein binding. NCBI's taxonomy places the organism in Eukaryota, Viridiplantae, Streptophyta, Magnoliopsida, Zingiberales, Zingiberaceae.